AUGCCAGUGUUACAAUCCAAGAACGCCACCGGGGGCGAUGCUCCCAAACAGUUCAACCAGCCUUCGCGAAAAGGAAAGAAGGCAUGGAGGAAAAAUGUUGAUGUAACCGAGGUGCAGAAGGGUCUUGAAGAAUUGAACAAGGAGAUUAUCGCUGGUGGUGUUAUCAAGGAGAAGUCCUCUGAAGACUUGUUCACUCUCGAUACUAAGGGCGAUGCCGGUCUACCCAAAAAGUUCAACAAGCACAUCAAGAAGGGCCUCAAGGCUGACGAGAUUAUCAAUGCCCGGUCUCCCGUGCCCGCCGUUUCCAUGCGCAAGCGACCGGGCGACAAGACAACCAACGGAAUUCUUCCUGUAAAACGCCAAAGGACUGAUUGGGUGUCACACAAGGAGCUGGCGCGACUAAAGCGAGUGGCCGAUGGAGAACAUCAGAAUACUGUCCAAGUACAAGAUGCCACCUAUGACAUCUGGGACAUGCCUACAGAGCCACAGGCGAAGGAUCCCGAAAACUUCUUGGAAGACGAGGUCAAGCCCAAGGCUCCAAAGUCGAUGAAGAAGGAGCCCCUUUCUUUGUUGGAGAGUGGCAAGCAGGUUCCUGCUGUCCUCAAGCCCACGGGAGGAUAUAGCUACAACCCUGAUUUCGACGAGUACACACAACGUCUGGAAGAAGAGAGUGAGAAGGCUCUUGAAGCUGAGCGCAAGCGCCUGGAGAAAGAGGAACAGGAGCGCAUUAAGCAGGAGGCUGCAGCCCGAUCAGCGGCUGAGGCUGAGGCCGCAGAGGCUCGUGCCAACCUUUCAGAGUGGGAGGAGGAUUCCGAAUGGGAAGGAUUCCAGAGUGGUGCUGAAGAUGAUAAGCCAUCCGCCAAGCGCCCACAGAGAAAGACCCAAGCUCAGCGCAAUCGCAUCAAGCGCCGCAAGGAAGAGGAGCGUCUCGCGAAACACAAGGCUGCCCUUAAGGCCCACCGUCGCCAAGCCCAGCGCAUCCAGGAGAUCGCCGAGGAGAUUGAAGAAAGAGACCGCAACAAGGCACUUGUCUUGCAAAAAGACGACGAAUCUGACCCCAUUGAUGAGCUUCGUGCCGAGAAGUUGCGCCGCAAGCAGCUUGGCAAGUACAAGCUUCCUGAACGGGAUCUUGAGCUUGUCCUUCCAGAUGAGCUCGAAAGCUCGCUGCGCCGUCUCAAGCCCGAGGGCAACAUGCUCCGGGACAGAUACCGAAGCAUGUUGGUGCGUGGCAAGGUUGAGAGCAGAAGACAUAUUGCUUUCCACAAACAGGCCAAGCGCAAGUUUACGGAGAAGUGGACAUACAAGGACUUCAUGAUAUAA
Fusarium mangiferae is the source of this 1320-nucleotide messenger RNA. Its product is annotated as related to myosin heavy chain proteins. Lineage: Eukaryota; Fungi; Ascomycota; Sordariomycetes; Hypocreales; Nectriaceae. Gene Ontology annotation, biological process: rRNA processing; ribosomal large subunit assembly. Gene Ontology annotation, molecular function: 5S rRNA binding. The transcript is spliced from 2 exons. Gene Ontology annotation, cellular component: nucleolus. The record is from RefSeq and is a predicted model, not a curated record. The coding region runs from base 1 to 1320 and encodes 439 amino acids.